AAACAUUUGAGAAGACAAACUAAAAUAUAAGGUUGCUUCUUUUAUCUUAAGAUUUCAAGAGAGACAUGGCUAAGUCUUCCGCAAUAUACUUCAUGUUAGCCCUUCUGUUCUUUGCCUUCUCGGGUGGAGCAAAGAUGACGGUGGAAGCUAAACACUGCUCAGCUCUAUGGGACUGUAGUGGCGGCGACGAUCAAUGUUGGAACGAAUGCAAGAGUCGUUACGGUGGACAAGGAUUGUGUGACCUCGGCACUGCUCCUGGUGUUCCUCGACAAUGCUUUUGUGCUUAUGAAUGUUGAGAGGGGAAAAAUGAUUUAGAUUAUAAGCCGUAGUAAUAAGCAAUGUAAUAACUAAUUACUUAUAUGUUGACCAUAUAUGUAAUACAAAUAAGAAGGAAAGAAGCUGGAAUUUUCGGGAAAUUCUCUAAUCGUUCUCUCCAGGUACACCAACAAAUCCUUAAUUGUCAUCCA
This is a messenger RNA of Linum tenue, 467 nucleotides long. The record is from the annotation of a GenBank genome assembly. Lineage: Eukaryota; Viridiplantae; Streptophyta; Magnoliopsida; Malpighiales; Linaceae.